AAAAACUCAUGACAUUUGUACUUAUCUGAGAUCAGACGUAAUUAGCUAUGACAAAAAGACAUGAUUGCUCAACCUAUCCAGACUGUGCAUCACAUACGGAGAUACAGCUAUAUGAAAACUGGGCGGUAACUAAAGAAGCAGAGAACAUUACACAUAGUACAUGUGAUAAUGAAGACGCAAAAAGAAAAAAUUCUGGGAACUCUUGUUGCCUCAGAAAGCUGGCCGCGUCAUUUCCUUCCAAUGACAAAUGUGUGGUUUCAGUCUUUAAAAACUUUUUCAGAGUUGUGAUCAUGACCAGUUUGAAACUUUGUCUGCGAACGGAGAAUGAAUUGUCAUGUUAGGAACAUGGUCUGCCUAUCUCAGAGAUCACAAGCAAAAUUCAGAAUAAUCCUCCCUAUCCUCAUCUUGAUUGCGGUUGAGUUAGUGAAUCCAACAAUGUCAUGCAAGCACGAAAACUGCAGCCAGAAUCUUCACCGCAGUCUGAAGCUCACUAGGUUAAUGAGAAAGAGGACAGCAGAGCUCUUAAAAAUAUAUAAAGUCAGUCAAGGAGAUUCUGCAGACCUGAUCUGUGAUAUGCAAAUGGACAAUGUUCCAGUAUCCACAGUCACUGGCCAGACCACAUCGGAGCGCAUCUUGAGUGUUUACACCCACCUGAAAGAGUUUCUACCACACAUGAGGACAGUGAUGGAGCAGCAGAAAGACUUGAAUCCUCCAACCAACCCUGUGGUGGAGGGGCUUAACGGGAUGAUUACACAUGUUCGCCACAUUGCUCUGAGGGUGAACUGUAUCUUGCAAAUCCUGCAGCCAAAUAUACCCGUUCCUGAGCCAGCUGAAAGGCCAACAAGAAUUCCCCCUGCACAAAAUAUUUUCCAGCAGAAAGCCUAUGGAUGUGUUGUCCUGUCUCGGCUUCAGGAGCUCCUUAGUCAAGCAGUUCAAGAACAGAAGUCUCUUAAGGGGAAACUGUGCAAAAGAACAAAAAGCGGUUGAUGAACUAAAAUGUGUUCUGUGACAUAAAACGAUAUUGACAUAAUUUAUUCAUAUUUAUUUUUUAUAACUAAAGAAAUGUCCAGAGUAUGUUUUUUUAAAUGUAUUUAUUAAUAUAAUUUAUUUUGUCUGUAUAUGUGGACAAAAAAGUAAAGUUACACAAAUUGUUUUUUUUUUUUUUUUUACUGCCAUUUAGACAUGGAUAAUCUGUUUUGUAAACUGUCAUUGUUCCUUUAUUUUCAUUUGAUUUAGUUAUGAAGCAACAACUGUAAUCAAAACUGUAUACAGUAUGACUGGAUGUGAUGCCUUUUGCCCUGCAAGAAAGAAGGCUAAAAACCACUCUAGUUACUCAGGAUUUCUUAACAACACUCUAUGAUGUUAUGUAUGUCAUCACAGGCAAUUGUUUUGAUUACAAAGAAAUUUGUAGUCAUUAACUGUGAUGUUACACGUCAGCCAUAUUGGCUUUUGUGGUCGAUGCUAACGUCUAUAGCAUGACCUGAAUAACCUAGAAAGAUGUGUAUGUACUGUCUGAGACAUAGCCUUCAGUUGAGACCAUUUUAGAAGACAGGAAGUGCAAGAGACUGAUAUCAGCCCAUAAUGACGCACUCAUUUCACCACAUCAGAAAGGGGAAAAAAACUGACUAGCCGUCUCCCCUGUCACAAGGUAUGGGUGUGUGUUUGGGUCCAUGUGAGUGAAUCUCAAGCCAUUUCCCUGUAAAUGUUGUGAUUAUGAAUGUAUGUAUAUAUUUUGAUACUUAUUUAUAUGACACCAGUAUGUACGAUGAUGUUGAUGAUGUUGAUGACUUUCCAUUCUUACCUUCAAAAUAAACGAAACAGAGAGAAACUUC
Labeo rohita (rohu) is the source of this 1832-nucleotide messenger RNA. It is a transcript of the gene m17, whose product is annotated as IL-6 subfamily cytokine M17. The coding region runs from base 325 to 987 and encodes 220 amino acids. Gene Ontology annotation, biological process: ciliary neurotrophic factor-mediated signaling pathway; negative regulation of neuron apoptotic process. The record is from RefSeq and is a predicted model, not a curated record. Lineage: Eukaryota; Metazoa; Chordata; Actinopteri; Cypriniformes; Cyprinidae. The transcript has 3 exons. Gene Ontology annotation, molecular function: ciliary neurotrophic factor receptor binding.